This is a messenger RNA of Chlorella variabilis, 1134 nucleotides long. RefSeq lists its product as hypothetical. The record is from RefSeq and is a predicted model, not a curated record. The transcript is spliced from 10 exons. The coding region runs from base 1 to 1134 and encodes 377 amino acids. Lineage: Eukaryota; Viridiplantae; Chlorophyta; Trebouxiophyceae; Chlorellales; Chlorellaceae.
AUGGCGGGCAUCACCUCUCCUGUCACACUUGACAGGGUGCGCGGCGCGCUAUGGGGCGUAUACAUCGCGGACGCAUUGUCGAUGCCCGUGCACUGGUACUAUGACGUCCGUGCCCUUCAGCGCGACUAUGGGCGCAUCACAACCUACCAGGCGCCCAAGGAGCGGCACCCGGGUAGCAUCAUGAGCGUGAGCAACACAGGCGGGCAUGGGAGGGGCGGGCAGGGCGGGCGCAUCAUCGGCGACGUCAUCAACCACGGCAAGCACGACCGCUGGGGCAAGUCGGGUGUGCACUACCACGAGGGCAUGGCGGCGGGAGAGAACACGCUGAAUGCGCUGUGCGCGCGGCUGGUGACGCGCGGCAUGGCGCGCCGCGGCGGUUACAGCCAAGAGGGCUUCCUUCAGGACUAUGUCGCUUUCAUGACUACCCCUGGAAGCCACAACGACACAUACGCAGAGAGCUACCAUCGCGACUUCUUCAAGAAUUGGGCUGCCGGCGUGCCGCCCGAGAAGUGCGCCGGGGAAGAGGGCCACAACACCGCCUCCAUCGGCGGCUUUGUCACGCUGCCGCCGGUGAUCCUGGGGGCAAUGCGGCAGGGCGCGGAGGCUUCGGCGGCGGCAGCGCGGCGCCACCUGGCCCUCACGCACCAGUCGCAGGCGCUGGGGAACUAUGCACAGGUGUACUCCCAGCUGCUGGUGGAGGUCACCAACGGGCGGGACCUGCGGGAGGCAGUGCGCUCUGCGGCCAAGGAUGUGGGGGUGGACCUAGACGCUGCGCUGCGGUACGGCUACACCGACCAGGAGGUGGUGCACCGCGUGUACGGCUCCGCCUGCUACAUCACAGACUCCUUCCCCAGCGUGCUCUACCUGGCUUACAAGCACACCGACAGCUUCGAGGAGGCUGUGCUGGCUAACACCAACGUGGGCGGAGAGAACUGCCACCGGGGCUCCGCGCUGGGCGCGCUGAUGGGCGCCGCGCACGGCGUGGCGGGCAUCCCGCGCCCUCUCAUCGAGGGCCUGCACGACAGCAAGGCCAUCGGUGGCGAGAUCGAGGAGUAUGUGAGCGCGCUGUUCCUGGAGGAGGGCAAGGCCCAGGCGGCCGCCGCCGCGGCCAGCAGCGGCAAAGCGGAGCUGUGA